Molecule: messenger RNA, 2462 nt
Organism: Ictalurus furcatus (blue catfish)
Lineage: Eukaryota; Metazoa; Chordata; Actinopteri; Siluriformes; Ictaluridae
Gene: fech
Product: ferrochelatase
Exons: 11
Coding region: 338-1576 (412 amino acids)
Biological process (GO): heme biosynthetic process
Molecular function (GO): protoporphyrin ferrochelatase activity
Source: RefSeq, a predicted model, not a curated record
AUAAUAUUAAGAACUAUCUUUAGAUUCUUUCACUAAAGUUUACAAAAUAUGUCGUGAUUUGAAAAUCCCUGACAGCACCUUUAAUCUUGUUUUAGCCCUGUAACCAAAUUUCUUUUUAAUGUGACUUUUAUUUUGAAAGGUUUUAUCCCGCCCGCAACCGGAAGUAGCUCAUGGUGGUUACUCUGGGCGGGUUUACGGGUUUACAUUGCAGUAAUGAGCAGAGAAAGCAGAAGGAAGUCAUAAUAAUAAUAAAAAACUUCUCCUUGUAUUGUUUUCUGGACAUUAUUGAAUUAUUGGUAUUAUUUUCAGGAGAAGACGCACAGUUGUCCUGAGGUGUAUGCAGAUGGCGCUUUUGGGAGGAAUGUGUCGGUUUGUUCGGUUGUCUAGGAGCAGCAGGCAUGUCGGUUGGUGUGUUGGAGCGUCUCUCAGAAGACAAUCUACUGCCAGAGCUGCUUCUGCUUUGGCCACUCCAUCCAGUCCAAAAACACAGGACAAGAGAAAACCCAAGACCGGCAUCCUCAUGCUGAACAUGGGGGGGCCGGAAAGACUCGAAGACGUUCACGACUUCCUGUUACGACUUUUCCUGGACAAAGAUCUGAUGCAGCUUCCUAUCCAGCAUAAACUCGGACCGUUCAUAGCCAAACGCCGCACGCCCAAGAUCCAGGAGCAGUACAGUAAAAUCGGAGGAGGAUCUCCCAUCCGAGCCUGGACCACCAUGCAGGGAGAGGGCAUGGUCAAACUCCUGGAUGAGAUGAGCCCUGAAACUGCUCCUCACAAGUUUUAUAUCGGCUUCCGGUACGUGCGCCCGCUAACGGAGGAGGCCAUCGAGGAGAUGGAGUCGGAUGGAGUAGAGAGAGCGGUGGCUUUUACUCAGUAUCCUCAGUACAGCUGCUCCACAACAGGCAGCAGUUUGAAUGCUAUCUACAGAUACUACAGCAGCAGUGGACUGAGUCCUAAAAUGCGCUGGAGUGUGAUUGACAGGUGGCCCACACACCCUCUGCUCAUCGAGUGUUUUGCUCAGCAUGUGCGUAAGGAGCUGGAGAAGUUUCCUCCUGAGAAGAGAGACGACGUGGUCAUUCUGUUCUCCGCCCACUCGCUCCCCAUGUCUGUGGUGAACAGAGGAGACCCGUAUCCUCAGGAGGUGGGAGCUACAGUGCAGAGGGUGAUGGAGAGGUUAGCCUACUGUAACCCGUAUCGUCUCGUCUGGCAAUCGAAGGUGGGCCCAAUGCCGUGGCUCGGUCCACAGACGGAUGACGUGAUAAAAGGUUUGUGUAAAAGAGGGAAGAAGAACCUGCUGUUGGUUCCUAUCGCCUUCACCAGUGACCACAUAGAGACUCUACACGAGCUCGACAUCGAGUACUCGCAGAUCCUCGGAGAAGAGUGUGGGGUCGAAAAUAUCAGAAGAGCAGAGUCUCUCAAUGGAAACCCGCUGUUUUUUAAGGCAUUAGCGGAUUUGGUUCAGACGCACCUGAAGUCCGAUGAGCCGUGCUCUCGGCAGCUCACCCUGCGAUGCCCUCUGUGCAUGAACCCCACUUGCGGGAAAACCAAGGCCUUCUUCGCCAGCCAGAAACUCUGAUCUGUUCACGUCUUGCCUGUGAUCCUUCGUGCCUGGGAGGAGCGUCUCACGGGACCUGUCAAAAACAAAAUAGCAACAAACAGAAACCUUACAGAACCCAAAGCCCAAUUCUGGAGUGAGGCCGGGCGUAUUGUUCAGUUCAGUUCCGGGUUUACAUCUGCGCUUUAACACGUCAUUUCUCCACCAGGCCGCUGUUCUGCUGUAGUGACCAAUCUUAAAAAGCUCAUUGCACAUAAGUGUCUCUUUAUUAUUAUUAUUAUUAUUAUUAUUUAUUUAUAUUAAAGUAUUGGCGCCCUUGGCUGCAUUUGGUCUCGUCUACGCGCGACUCAGAUGAAACCGAUCGUAUUUGUGUGGUUACCUGGGAAACCACGACACGCUGAAAUAUGAAGUGUAAUACAGAAUGUUUGUCUAUUAAAUGCUGCAACAGAUGAUAUCUUAGCAAGUGAAAAUAUCUUGAAUAUGGGAAGAUUUAUCUAAUAUUUCUUAUUCUGAGCUCAUUACAAAUUAAAUGUAAGAUGAUUCAGCUUGUUUUUUUUUGUUUUUUUUAACCUUAUUUUUACUUAAGCUUUAGACGUUCUUACUUUAUUGGCAGAUUUACUUUGCUUCUUUAAAAUGUUUACAAUUCAUAGAAUGCUUAUCUGCCACUAGAACAAGAUGAUUUCAAGCUCGAAAUGAGUCAAAUAGGCCUAGAAAUAGGUUUAAUCAUCUUUAUUUGCUUAAUUGUAAACUUAGAAUAGGAAGUACUAGAUACAUGCAGCCGUAUUCAAGAUAUUUUCACUCGCUAAGUUGCAGUGAGUGAUCUCCGCGCUAAACUAAGUGCUGAAAUGAUCGCUGAUUCGUUCAGUAAGUUUUGUUCUGUCGGCUAAAUUGAUUAGCGUUUAAAAGU